CCGCGCGGAGAUGCCCUUGACCUCGCAGUGGCCUCUGACAGACCGACCGGGUCCUCCGACUCCUGCGCCCACUCCUGGGUCCUGGCCUGCGCUCUUCGACCUCCGCGCAAGACACCCACCAGAGAAGCGGACUCUGCGCGCUCCCGGCGAGGCCAGGCCCGGGGCGGGAAGCGGGUGGGGACCAGGCGCGACGCACGAAAGACCCCUGGCCAGCGGCGUCUCGGAACUGCCAGGUCAAGGCUGCAAGCCGGCCUCUGCUCCCCCCGUGAGGCCCUUCUAUGUCCGGCUGUGCGGUCAGCGCCUCCCGAGCGCCGCACCGGGCGCAAUCAAAGCCUGCAGCGACAGCGGAGCCGGAUGCUUGAGGCCUAGCUGCUUCCCACCCCACAACCCCACCUCUGUGGAGGCACCACCUGAAUGUCACAAAUCUCUACCCACCCCGUGUACCACCUGUGUCUGGUGCCCGCAGGACAGGACCGUCCCCAGCCUCAUCUCAGACCCACAGCCCCCCGCCUGUGUCCUGUCGCAGCCACCUUGCACUUGAUGGUGCUAGGCUUUACUUGGAGCUGAGAUGGCCACCUGGGACUGGACUAAACUUCAGAGAAGAGGUCCUCACCAGAGAAAAUGCUCAAGUGGGCGGGCAACUACCUAUCACCAGACUGCGGUGGGCGUCCUGGUGACACCCUUCUAGCCUGGGGGUGGGCUCUCGGCCUCCCACCGCCCCCAACAGCUCUGCC
Messenger RNA from Physeter macrocephalus (sperm whale), 734 nucleotides. RefSeq lists its product as uncharacterized. Bases 11 to 541 code for a protein of 176 amino acids. The transcript is spliced from 4 exons. Lineage: Eukaryota; Metazoa; Chordata; Mammalia; Artiodactyla; Physeteridae. The record is from RefSeq and is a predicted model, not a curated record.